AUGCCAGGCCCGGGCCCUCACCUGAUGUACGCCAUGGGCUCAGGGCUCGCCCUCACGUCCCUCUCCAACGGCAGAUUCGCUCCCCACCACACCCUCGCCUACACCCUCAACGCCUUCUUCGGCCCCGACAUCGGCUCCUUCUCCGAGUGGCUCGGCUACACCCUCUCCGACCUGCCCGGCUUCGGCUUCGCCGGCCCCCUCGGCUCCCUCCUGGCCGACGCCGUCCACGACCCGUUCUACUACGUGCUGAUCCUGGGCUUGCCUUUCUCGAUCCUCUAUUCUUGGGUCUCCAAGGUUUUGCUCCAAAAGGGCCUUCUUGAUUCUGUUUCUAGGGUGCCCCUUACUAGAAGGCAAUGUCUGCUGUUGGUAGCUGCCGGUUCUUUAUCCCACUUUUUCCUAGACCAUUUGUUUGAGGAAAAUGGCCAUUCAUCUAUGUAUACUUGGAUAUUGAGCACUGGUUGGUGGAAAAACCGUGCACCUGUCAACCCUGAUGCUGUUGUUGUUGUUGGUUUCUUAUGCAUUUGCCUCAUUUGUGGUUUUGUUUACAUCAACAGAGUGAAGUCCGUUAAGUCCAUCAGGAACAGAUCCUAUCAAUCUCUGAAACUUAUGGGGAUUGUCGCAAGCCUGUAUUGUGUAUGGUGUGCAAGCCAGAUAUAUUGGGUUAAUCCUCGUCGGCCAGCAGUGGGCGAAGAAGCUGACCUUGGUAUUCUUGUAUUUAUGGCUACUUAUUUUUUCCUUCCUCAUGGUUUGUGUAUACUCUCCAUGAACACAAAAGAUAAUGAAACGGGGCUUCCCCUUUAAAGAACAUCGCGCUUCUGGUGUGUGCAUUUUGCUUCUAUUACACAAAGCUACAAUGUUGUUGUAGUUUUAACUUUCGGCCACUAGUGCUAAUAGCUGUUGUGAGACAAAUAACAAAACUUGUCUGUGAUCUCAGUAGAAUGGCAAUUUUCUGAAAAUUUGCAGAUGAAUUUGAUGAAUUCUAUACAAUGAGAACU
Rhodamnia argentea is the source of this 995-nucleotide messenger RNA. RefSeq lists its product as uncharacterized. The transcript is spliced from 4 exons. Lineage: Eukaryota; Viridiplantae; Streptophyta; Magnoliopsida; Myrtales; Myrtaceae. The record is from RefSeq and is a predicted model, not a curated record. The coding region runs from base 1 to 801 and encodes 266 amino acids.